GUCUUUCUUUAUACCCUUUACAGAGUAAAUGACUAUUAUAUCCCUCAAGUCAAGCCUUCGUUUCUAACUAAACCCUUCCCUUCCUCCUCCGAUCAAAAAAAACCCUAAUUUUUCGAAUUAGCGGCAGAGUACGAUGAUGCCCUCCUCGAAAGCCGUCGUUUUUGCUAGUCAGAUGGCGAAGAAGAUUCGUGUUACGAUGUCCGCAACACGCUUUUUGUCAAAUGGUCAAGAACAGGAGCAGCAGAACCCCCCAGAGCCUUUACCCAACAGACCCUUGCGAGGGGAGAGAUCCUCCACCAACUCUCAUAGAGAUCCUCCACCCGCCAGACAAGCCCACAACCUUGGAAAGGGUGAUAAUAAUACUCUGUCUGACCAUGGCUUCCUCGAGCAGUUCAAACUCGGAGUCAAUCAGGAACCCCCCAAAACGGAACAAAACCCCCAGGAAGAAACAAGCCUGCCUGAAGAUUCCGAUGAGAUCUUCCAGAAGAUGAAGGAAGGAGGUCUCAUUCCUAACGCCGUCGCCAUGCUUGACGGCCUCUGCAAAGAUGGGCUUGUACAGGAGGCCAUGAAGCUUUUCGGGUUGAUGCGUGACAAGGGUACAAUCCCUGAGGUCGUUAUCUACACUGCUGUCGUCGAGGGCUUUUGCAAGGCUCAUAAAAUUGAGGACGCUAAGAGGAUUUUCAGGAAAAUGCAGACCAAUGGGAUCUCCCCAAAUGCCUUCAGUUAUGGUGUCUUGGUUCAGGGAUUGUAUACUUGCAACAUGCUAGAUGAUGCUGUUGCUCUCUGUUGUGAGAUGCUCGAGGCUGGUCACUCUCCCAACGUCCCCACUUUCGUUGGAUUGGUUGAUGCAUUGUGCAGAGAAAUGGGCGUCGAACAUGCUCAGUUGGCUAUCGAUGGCUUUAACCAAAAAGGAUUUGCUGUCAAUGCUAAGGCUGUCAAGGAGUUCAUGGACAAAAGGGCCCCCUUUCCGUCUUUGGCUUGGGAAGCCAUAUUCAAGAAGAAACCAAUCGAGAAACCCUUCUGAUUGUCCUAUCACUUACGCAGUGCUUUUAGGUAUGCCGUCUCCAUAAAAAAUGUUUUCUUUACUUGUAAUAACAAGCUUGGAAGAGAUAAUCAAUCUGCGUGUUUCCUACUUCAACUUGUGAGUGUUUUCCAUUUUGCUUGGAGUCUGAUAUCAAGUCUUCUCCUUUGUCU
Messenger RNA from Camelina sativa (false flax), 1194 nucleotides. Its product is annotated as pentatricopeptide repeat-containing protein At4g38150. The record is from RefSeq and is a predicted model, not a curated record. Lineage: Eukaryota; Viridiplantae; Streptophyta; Magnoliopsida; Brassicales; Brassicaceae. Gene Ontology annotation, molecular function: protein binding.